This is a messenger RNA of Podarcis lilfordi (Lilford's wall lizard), 39186 nucleotides long. NCBI's taxonomy places the organism in Eukaryota, Metazoa, Chordata, Lepidosauria, Squamata, Lacertidae. The record is from the annotation of a GenBank genome assembly.
UGUUGUUUAGUCGUUUAGUCGUAUCCGACUCUUCGUGACCCCCUGGACCAGAGCACGCCAGGCACUCCUGUCUUCCACUGCCUCCUGUGGUUUGGUCAAACUCAUGUUGGUAGCUUUGAGAACACUAUCCAACCAUCUCGUCCUCUGUCGUCCCCUUCUCCUUGUGCCCUCCAUCUUUCCCAGCAUCAGGGUCUUUUCCAGGGAGUUUUCUCUUCUCAUGAGGUGGCCAAAGUAUUGGAGCCUCAGCUUCACGAUCUGUCCUUCCAGUGAGCACUCAGAGCUGAUUUCCUUCAGAAUGGAUAGGUUUGAUCUUCUUGCAGUCCAUGGGACUCUUGAGAGUCCAGCACCAUAAUUCAAAAGCAUCAAUUCUUCGGCGAUCAGCCUUCUUUAUGGUCCAGCUCUCACUUCCAUACAUCACUACUAGGAAAACCAUAGCUUUAACUAUACGGACCUUUGUCGGCAAGGUGAUGUCUCUACUUUUUAAGAUGCUGUCUAGGUUUGUCAUUGCUUUUCUCCCAAGGAGCAGGCGUCUUUUAAUUUCGUGGCUGCUGUCACCAUCUGCAGUGAUCAUGGAGCCCAAGAAAGUAAAAUCUCUCACUGCCUCCAUUUCUUCCCCUUCUCUUUGCCAGGAGGUGAUGGGCCCAGUGAAUAUAAAAAAUGGAAAGGCACCACCUGCAUUUUCCACCUUCCCACAUAAGAGUGGGAAGGCGGGGCACAGAGUCUAUGCAUAAUGGAUGGGAAAUUAGGAACUAUUAGAGGAAUACAAAAAAAUAAAAAUAAAAAGGAUUUCUAGUUCAGGAAAUUCCCACCUCCAGUUUGCUACUGAUCCGUAAAUUUGACCUAAUCGUACUCAGUAAGAUGGAAGGCAUUUCUUUGCUUCUAUUGUCCACUCUUCCUUCCCCUGACCUGCUUUCCCCACACACAUCUUCUCAGCCCAGCUCCAUCUACAAGUAUAAGAUCUGGAUCAUGCCAACUGAUGCAGUUUUUUUCCAAAGGCACAUGUCAAAACAACAACAACAACAACUGGAGCCAAAGCUGCCAUCCCUCUUUAGACUUCUUAUAGAUUGGAUCCAAACUUAAGUCACACUUGGGAGCAAACCCACUGAAACCCCUCCAUUUACAUCCCACCUGUCCAAUCCUGGCCUCACCCCUGCCUCCAAAGUAAUCAGAAAGGAUUCUGGGAAAGAUUCUGACGCAGUGUUUGUUGCCCCUUGAAGCAAGCUCACACGGAGCGAUGGCGAGGCCAGAGUGCGCAUUACGAGGGAAGGCCUGCAGGCCUUGACAGCGUCUUAUCUUUCCAGGAACAAAAAGAAGACUGAGCAGGUGGCGGCAAGCUUGUCUUUCAGAAAACCUGUUCUGCAUUUCUGACUUUUUAUCCGGUAGGGGCCUCGGGGUCCCCCGCCCCCCCGGCAGCUGGGAAGCCCCGCUUUAAUGGAAACCUGGGAACCCCGCCUCAGGAGGAGAGAACACGACGAAGUCCGCCUCGUUGCGUUCAGUGGGGCUUACUCGCAGGAAACGGAGUAAAUAGGAUCGCAGCCUCAAGCGUCCCCUGCUAGGCCUCGCCUGCGCCGAGUCCUCCCGGCCUGCAGAGGCCGCUGCCGCGUCCCGCGGCGGAGGCCGUCGAGAGCCGCCUCUCCGCCCGGCUCAGUCGCUGCGUGACCCCACCCAGGAGCAGCUGAGCGGCCGGAGCCGAGCGUGUGCGGGUCUGCGAGCCGAGCGGAGCCCCGAGACAGAGCGCGGCGGCGGCGGCGGCGGCAGCGGCAAGGCCGGCUCGUUCCGGGGGACAAUAAAGAGGCUCCGGGCCUGGCUGCGCUGCUGCGAGGUCGGAGAGCAGAGAAAGGAGCAGGAUGCUGGCGCUCUUCACCAAGCUGCUGGACUGGUUCCGGGCGCUCUUCUGGAAGGAGGAGAUGGAGCUCACCUUGGUGGGGCUGCAGUACUCGGGCAAGACCACCUUCGUCAACGUGAUCGCGGUAAGGGGGCCUGCCAGGGCGGGGGCGCUCCCGGCAAGGGCCUCUCCCCGUCCCCGCUUCCUAGUAGGGCCGCCCGGGCAGGAUGGAGGCCUCCCUUCCCGAGGCAGGAGGACGCCCCUCCCCAGAUCAUGUGCAUUGGGAAGGGUGGCCCCGGGCGGGGUGGGGUGGGGGGAGAUUAUUAGCAGCCUCCGUUUCUCAGCUACCCUUUGCGCAGAAAGGGCUUUUCCUCCUGUCCUCCUUUUCUCCCCGGUUUAAUGGGGCGGGGAGAGGGAGCGACGGUGUAUGCAAUGCGGGCAAUGCCUCUCAGAUUACACUCCCCCCCCCGCGCCCCUCUCGCCGUUCGCAGUGCGUGUCCUCUUGGCUCCGUUACUUGCUGCUGGCGAUGAGGAGGAAGAGGCAGGUCGUCUUGGAUCCAAUAAUAAUAAUAAUAAUAAUCGAUCCGGAUUUAUGCACCCGUGUGCAUUCGAAUUGGAGCGUCUGUCUCGUGCGGCUUUUGAAUCCCUUUCGGGGCGGUGGUGGGAGCCUGGCGGGGGGGUUUUCUGAGCGGAGAAUCUACGCUCGAGAUGGCUAUGAACAGGCUGGGUCCCUGGUGAGACGAAGGGACGCCGUUCCAUCUCCUGUGAUGGAUGGUAAUUUCAUCUCCAUCUUUCCUGAUCAAUAUGGCAAUUAGCAGGGUUUCUCUGUGUGGUUUUUUUGUUUUGUUUUGUUUUGUUUAAUUUAGAAAGGAAAUUUAAAAUUGCGAUAGGGUUUUCUGUUGGAGCGUCUCAUUGCACAGUCUUAAGAAACCAUCUUAGGAAAGCAGCAAGAUUUCAGUUUGUGGAGAAUUUCCCAAAUGGAAAGCCACGACUUUCUCUCCCCCUCCCACAUGCAUUCUGCAGUAAUGGCUUCAAAGUGUGCAUUUAAUGAAAGGGGGGGGGGUAGAGGAAAGACAUUAGAUAGCACAUGGGAUGGGGAGUAUUAGCUGCGGGGAAUAUUGAUAAGCUAUCUUGAGCCUUCUGUCCCAGGGCCUUGAAUGGAAUUGGCAGAACUGUGAGGUCUGUGCUGUUGGAUUUAGUGAGGGGCAUUGUUCUAGGUGAGUUUGCGGAACUGGAGUUCUUCCAUCUUUUGCUCUUCCUGGAAAGAGGAUUGCAGCAUGGUUCUGCUCAGAAUCACGCGACACCAUCUCUGAAUACUAAGCAUUUUUGCCUGUACAAGGAAGUGGAUGGCAGUGAUGAAGGUUACCAUAGCCUACUGCCUCUCCCUUCUUUCCAUCAGUCUGUCACAAACCCUGGAAUCCUUUUGUCAUGUUUGAGUCUCUCUUCCACUUCAUUCCAGCUUUAUAAUACAGUAAUGGGGGGCAUGUUUGAGUUUAUUGCCUGCUAGCUUUCAUUUCUCAGAAGAAAUCCCAAAUGUUUCACCAUUCUCCCCCACUCCAUAUGUGCUCUUAAAAAGAAUGUGUUUGCCUUACUGUAGGUGAUUUCUUGUAGGUAGUUCUGGAACCCAAGCACAUCAAGAGACAUUUGGCUUCAGUGCAUAUAAAUUAAACAUUGUGGUUCAAUAUGAGUUUGAAUAUAAUCUGCACUUUUUAAUAUGUCUGUCUCUUGCAUUCAUAAUCUUUUGUAACCCUUGUGGAGGGUCUGCAGAUGUGGAUUCCUGGCCUCUCAUUUAUGUACUCCUGAAUUUUGAAUGGUGAAGACAUGACAAUGCAAACUGGAUAAUAUGCUAAAUAGUGAGUCCUGUCUGAUGUGUUUGCUCCAGAAGAGAUGCGUUAUCAUUGACCACUGAUUCAGCAGUGUUUUCUGGACAGAGCCAUGGAAUUGGCAUGUGAUUUCUCAAGGUUUAAACUGAUCCUUGAUUUGAAAUCUGGACCUUUCGCCUUUAUUUUUUUUAGUAUACUCAUAUUCUUUUUUUAAAAGUAUUCUGUGCCCAGACCUUAGGAUAGAUAAACAGAUCGUUACAUUGUUUUAUCCCAACAACAAUGAAUUGUGAAUUGAACCAGAAAUGGAUAUGCCUUCUCCAAGCCAAAUUGUUUUGAUUUGAGAAAGGUAACUUAUUUUCAUAACAGAUGGUCACUCCUGAUGAUGCCCAGAGGCCUCCCAGUCCUGCAGCUGGGAGGAUGUGCAUGGAAACCCCCAAUUAGGAUGUAGCUGCUGCAACAUGCUGUGUCAGGUUUCAGGGGCAUGAAGAACUAUUAAAAUGCAGUUCCUUAUGUCCUUCCAGCAUUGUCUAGGGAUUACAGGAGGGAAUCGAAUGCAGCCCUGCAAACCUCUCUUGUGUCGACUCUGAAUGCCAGUUACAGUGGUGCCCCGCAAGACGAAUGCCUCGCAAGACGGAAAACCCGCUAGACGAAAGGGUUUUCCGUUUUUGAGUUGCUUCGCAGGACGAAUUUCCCUAUGGGCUUGCUUCGCAAGACGAAAAUGUCUUGCAAGUCUUGAGAUUUUUUUUUCGCUUCCCCCCCCUUUAUCUAAUCUGCUAAGCCUUUAAUAGCCUUUAAUAGCCUUUUAGCAGCUAAUCCGCUAAGCCUUUAAGCCUUUAAUAGCCGCUAAACCGCUAAUAGCGCUAAUCCGUUAAGCCGCUAAUAGGGUUGCUUCACAAGACGAAAAAACCGCUAGAGGAAGACUCUCGCGGAACGGAUUAAUUUCGUCUUGCGAGGCACCACUGUACUGAGAAUCACAAGCCGGUAGAGUGCUGUUGUGCUCAGGUUCUGUUUUAGGGGUUCCCAUAGGCAUCUGGUUGGGCGCUGUGAGAACAGGAUGCUGGACUAGAUGGGCCACUAGAGUGAGCCAGCAGGCUGCUUCUGAUUUCUCAUGCCCUUGGGACUCAGCCCAAACAACACCCCUUUUUCUGCUGCUUCACCCCCUCCUUGAGUGUUUUUUGCCUGGCUGGAAAGUGUUCUUGAAUUCUGAUAAUGCCUCUUGAUUGCCUGGCUGAAAGAUAGAGAAAGGCUCUGAGGGCAUGUGUAGAAACUACCCAACAUAGUAAGGUAAAGGUUACAUUCAUUGCUCUACCCUUUGACCCAGACCACCACUGGCAUGUGUCCCCUGGAAAGUUGUCUAGAAGGGAAUGGGGCCCUUUGACUGAAAAAGGUUCCUCACUCCUGGAUUACAGGAACCAUGGAAACUACAUUUCCCCAUGGUGUCAGCUGGCCUCAAAAGGUUAAAAAAGGUAGAUGGGAUGGGUGGGGAGGUGUCAAAAAUAAGGACAUUUUAUCUCUCUCCCCCCCCCCCCAAUUUAAGAUCUCCUACAUCAUCACUAGGUUGAUCCUGGUCCUCCUAUAUACCAAGCUGCCAGCAUACUGCCAUAGCAUAACCGUUGUGUUACAAUACCAUGGGUGAAUCACCUUGUUGUGCAAAAUUGUUUUGCAGUGACUGCUAAUUUCAGUGUUUGGGAUGAUAUAGAGCAGGGGCAGGUAGACCUCAGGCUUGUGAGAUCUUCUCUGUUUAAGCAGAACUCUCAGAUCUACUGACUAGAGCCAGGUACAUAAUAGUGGGUGGGUGGAAACAUACUCUUGGAAUUUUUGUUUUCAGUAGCAGAACUUACUGAGCUUACGGGCCUAUCACACAAGGGUCCACUCCUGUUUCUCCACCUCGCGCCAGCUUUCUUCAUCUUUUCACUCUAAUUUAGAAGAAAAAAGGUCUCUGUGUUGCUAAACAACUGGAGAGUCAGAUUCCUUGCUGAUCUACCCCAAAUCAUUCAUAGAUCUCUCAGUAGAUCCCAACCUACCUUCUGCCCACUGCUAAGACAGAGCAGAGCAUAUGCUGAGGAAAUCUUCACCAGUCUCUGGUUACAGCUGGAGCCUUUUUAAGUUGAAGGUGGGAGAGAGAUGAGUAAGCAGCCAGCCAGCACAGUGAGAGGCCUACCACUCUCUUCAGCCCUACUUUUGUGUCAGACUUAAAGAGUCGUCCUGGAGUAUACAAGCUCAUUUAUUCUCAGCUGCCUUUGUCUCUCUCUCCCACUCCAGUCUUUUACCAUGCUGUUUCUUUUGCCUGUAGAAACCUCUAUACAGUAUCUUUCUUUCCCAACUCUUUCCCCCAUUUUUAUCUGGCUAAUGCAGGGCCUUUCUUUUUGUGUCCCAUACAGCACCUAGCAUAUACUGUUCAGCAUGGCUAAAUAAAUGAUUAGCAGCAAUAAAAAGAUCCUGUUUCAAGAUGUUUAUUGACAGCUGAUGCGUAGUAAGCACUGCAGAACAGGGAUUGCUUGAUGAUUGCUCUGUUCACAUGUUGUGAAAUCUCAUGCCCUUGGAGGGAUGCACCAAUGCUGUGCUGAAGACUGUGAGUCUUAAGCCACUCAUCAAGGAAGGAAUGUGCUAAGUAGGUUGCCUUAGACAUGUCUCCAGCUUGCUGCCUCGGUCUCCCCACCCCCUCCUGUAAUAUGUGAAUAAAACUGGUCUUCCUUACAGGAUUGUUGUAGGGUUUACUGACAUAGCUCUUAUGGAUUGCACAUAUGAAGUUAUUUUUCUUUUUUGCUUGCCCUUCCUCAGUUGGGAAUCAAUAUUAGAGGUCAUUUAUGAAUGAAUUUCCUCGUUACAUAGUGGCUGCAGACACACCAUACAUUUAGAGCUAAUGACCAUCCUCCAAGAAUCCUAGGAACUAGUGUACUGCCGACAAAGCUACAGUUCUCAGCACCCUCAACAUGGUACAGUUCCUAGGAUUUUUGGGGUGAAAUCAUGUGCUUUAAAUGUAUGGGGUGCAUGCAGCCAACAAUUCUAGAAGAUGAGUGGUUUAUUUCAUUGUAUUUGACAGAAACAAUGACACUCAGUUGUUGAUGAUAGUAGACUGAAUGGACUGGUCAUGUUAGCAGUGGUACACUUAUAUCCUGUUGCAGCAUUCAUUCUUGUUAACAGCCAUCUCAAGUAAAGCUACCAUCUUGAGAAAGAGACAGUGUCCUUGGACACGUUAUGUCCUUCCUAAAAGACUUUAUCAGUGUGUUAACUGUGGUUCUGUAUGGCUUUAGGAAUGUCUUAUGGCUACAUAAAGCUCCUUUAAAUAUACAUAGUUGCUCUGCAAGUGCUUGUGUGAAGUGGAAAAUAAGGCUGCAUCAGAUCAUCCACAUAAGCACUUUUGGAAGGAGGGAGGUCACUUGUGAGAAUGUAUUGUAUUAUAUGGCAACGUAAUUGAGAGCACAUUACUUGCUGAGGAUAAUAUUUUCUGUGGUGUAAUGCCAUGCCUGAAGCAGUCAUUACAGAGUGUUGUUGAAUUUUUUAAAAAUGUGCAGUAGAAUAUUUUGUGCACAUCAAUAAAAGGAUUUAUUAGGUGCUUCUUGUAAUAUAGCUAGAUGGUACUUUAGACAGGUAUGAUAAGGUUACCCUGUCUCUUUAAAAAUAUGUAAACAAACCAGUUCUGAGAUAGACAACAGAUGAAAGCUUCUCUUCUCAGUAAGUCAGGUUUUGCUGUUUUAGUGUCUGAUGUCAUUCUGUUUGUUCCUUACUUGUCCAGAGUCUUCCAGGAAAGCAGGCUGGGCAAAUGUCUAAUAAAUAACUACUUUCGGAGGGUGAAAAAAGGUAACAUUUUAGCCUAAUCUUUUGUGUAAUCACUGCACAAAAACACACCUGAUUGUACAAAUGUAAAAAAAAGGAAAAGAAAUCCCUCCUCCUUUUGACCUGGGGCUGGGCAGGAACCUAACACCCUGAAAGUGAAGGCGCCACAUAGGCCUUGUCAGAAGCUUCACCCGAUAUAUUGUUAAUGGUUUCAUUCAAGAUGUGUGGAAUUUGCUGGGGAAAGGUGGGCAGUGAUGACUGUCAUCAGGUUGUUUCUGUAUAAUGUGUGUAGGAUUACAGCAUUUAUUUAAUUUUUUUAAUCACAUUUAUAUAAUCGCUUUCCUCCUGGGAGCUCAAGGCAGCAUAGAUUUGCUUUUCAGCUUCAUAACAACCCUGUGAGGUAAGUUAAACUGAGAGCCAUAGGUCUUGAGUCUUCUUUCUCUAGCCCUCUAACCUAGUAUGCUAUACUGGCUCUCACACUGGCAAAAAACCCAAAGAAUGAUAAAGGGAUGUUGCAUAGUAAAUAAGAGGAAGUAGAAGAGACAAGGAGUUAGGGGUCAUGUUAGAGGACAACAUAUGACAGAUGAAAUAGAGGAGGGCACCUUGUUGGAAGGGUCAGUGGGGUCAUCUAACAUGCUUGUGUACUGCAUGGCAAUGGACUUGGGGAAUAACAGAGCAUGAUUGAUGUGCAACUUUCAGUAUAUGCAAGGGGGGUCAAAGGACAACAGAAAGAAGUGGAUUGGUGCAGCCUACCUUGGUGGCCUACCUUUGUUUUGAGUUCCAUGACUUCCAAAUCUGGCAGUUCUUAGCAGACUUCAUCGUUAUUGCAGGAUUCAUUCUGGUAGACCUGGAGCCAGAGUGAAGCAAAGAGGAAUAAGGGUACAUAUUUGCCCUGUUGAAAAGCAGUUUUAAGAGGUUGGCGUUAGUAUAUGGUAGGCAGGCUGUAACCCAGAACUGGUAUCCAUGACCCUCCAGCUAGUAAGCUAGUAGGCAUGAUUGAAGUUAGCCCAACAACAUCUGGAUGGCCACUGGUUUCCUAUUCCUGCUAUAAAAUGUGUUGGCCUUUGAAGUGGGGGAAAUCUGAAAAUUGGUUUCAGAUUCCUGCUCAGUUGAUGGUCCAAUCCUAUUCCUUCAUCCUAAUCUACCUCACACAAUUGCGGGGGGUGAAGCUAAAGUGGGAUAAUUCCACCCUCCCCCUUGUGCCAUGUAUGCUAUUCUGAGUUCACUGGGAGAACAGUCUGAUUCCAUUCUUGUAUUUGGAACCAUGGGGAGCAAAAUCUGCAGUAGAAAGAGACACGCAUCCCAUCUGUUCUUCUGUCGUUUGAUGGAAAGACCCAAAACAAUCUUUUCAAAUAACUGUUGAGGCGGUGGCUGACUACCCACCAGCUGUGCCUCUCAUCUUUUGCUACAUGUCCGUCCUCUUGCUGCUGCUGUCUGCUGGGCUAUCCAUUAGCCUGUGUUCUGGAUUCACAAUGUGGGGGUGGCAGCGCAACUGCCCUACACCGUGUUAAUAGACAACACAGCCCUGUCUUAAGGACAACUUCAACCUCCUUGUCUGCACCCUCUGAAAGGGACAGUUGGCCAGAUGGAGAGUGAUUGCCCUACAGGCAAAUGCCAAAUUUCAUGGGAAAUGUUUUUGACUUUUUAUUGUUAGUUUUAUUUCCUUCGUUAACAUGUUACCAGUUUUAAAAGUUUUUAAUAAUAAUAAUUGUAACGCUCCAAAAAACAUUUGAGGAAACUGUAUCUCUCAAAUAUGAUUGUGCUAGAUAAAACAUUUGCCUGUUGCUGGAAGCUUGCAGUUAAUCUGUGGAACUUCUUAACACAAUUAUGUUCUAGAACUCAUAUUAAGGCUAGAAUGUGUCGCUUGGAAAGUAGGAAUAUAUAGUGCAAGAUCUCAUCUAAAGGGAGAGGGGUAAACACACACAGGGUUGUCAUUAAGGCAUGCUGCUCAGCAAAUUGUAAAAGGUUAGAAGAUUAGAAAAUUGGGGUUUUAAAAAAUGAAAUGGACUUCCGGAGAUUCCUUCCAUGAUAGAGCAUGAAAUUCCAUAUGUGCAACUUGGAUAUAGUAUCCUGAAAGAAGGAACCGGAUAGUUGUUGUUUUUUUGCAGAGAUUUGAAGGGGAAAUAUUCUGUAUCGGGGUCACUUAGAUGUGGUCACAGUUUUGAAGAAAAUUGGAAGUGACUCUAGUGUGCUUUACUUUGUAAACCUUCCCAGUUAUGUAGUACGGAAUGAUUUUGACAUUAUUAUGCAAGCCAUGACUGUUUCCUUGCCUGAACUAUCUUGCCACAGAUUCUUGCUGGUGCCUUCAGGUGAAUGGCAGAAAAUGUGCCCCUCCUUCUAUUACUAGAGAUUCCACCCCAGAGGGAGAGUGCUGUGCAGGGAGAGCAGUAUCAUAAUUAUAUUUUCUUGUGUAAGGGGGGGAAGCCAUGUGGGUAAGCUGUGUGGGUUUGCCCAUUGUAUCCUAGAAAAGAGUGGUACAGAUAUUCUCAGUGUUAAAAAAAAUCAUGCCACAUGCCUUUCUGGGCUGCCUACACUGUCUUGGAGUCUGAAGACUUGUGACGAUAGUCCAGCAAGGAAAAAUAAAAAGCAGGGUAAGAGACCAGAGGGAGCAGGUGGCAGUGGGAGGAGAAGUAGUGGACAGUUUAGCUGCUCUUAGUUGCUUGCAACGCUCUUAUGUUAUAUUGCAAAAUAUGCAUUAAACUUAAUAGCAAAGAAUUGUUGACAAAACCAGCAGAGAUUUUAGAGCCUGCUGUACCCAAACAAAACAAACCUCAUCAUAGCUUUCGCACAUGCACAACCUCAUGAAACUGCUGUGGGAGUGGAGUUGCCUGGUUUUCCCCAGAGUGUUUCUAUCCAUCAGAGGGAGAAUGAUUCCCAGAGAAGCAUCACAUUAUUUCAGAGAACAUGUGCCGUCUUUUGGGGAAGGGAGAAUGUUGAAUGUAUCCCUCAACAGAAAAUGGCCAUAUUCACAUGCAUAGCCUUUAAAACCUGCAAUAAGAAAGGAGGAAACUUGGUACAUAAAGCACACACAGAGCUGUAAAGUUGGCCCCUAAAUCUCUCCCCUUUUUUCUGAAGGUUCUCCUGUGGCUCCUAUCUUCAAUGGGAUUGCCAACUUUUGGUGGCUACAGGUCCUUCUAAAAUUUACCCGUAACAACUAGUUCAUAUUUUAAAAGGAUUAAGAGAUUAGAAAUAAGGAUUACCAGUUUUUUUCCCCUGAUGAGGCUGCUGUGUGUCUCAUGGGGUUGCCAACUUUUACUGGCUGCUUCUUCUCAACCAGUAACAGCCAGCUCAUUGGGUGACAUUAGCAGGGGGAUUUGUGGUUCUCGUGGCCUACAAUUACCCAGGCUUAUUUUUAUGCAUUGGUUCAUUGUUAGAAUCCCUGCCAUGAAUUUUCCAGUAAGUCGCCAAGCCUAGCUUUUAAAGGUUUAAUAUAAAAAGUGGAAAUUCAGCAGGUAAAGCACAUAUAGAACCACACAGGUGGCCCCUAAAUCUCCUGCCCCUUUAUUCUGAAGAUGUCCUAUGCCUUUCAAAGUUGUCUAUCAGUAAUCCAGUCAUUGUGCACCCCAGAAAUGUUUUCCCCUUCCCUCAAUGCCUCUCAGUUUUUACACAUUUCCUGUGGUCUCUUCUGCCCAUCUCUUUUCACACCUAACCACUUAACUGAACUUUAAGCACUUCAAGGCUGAAGCCUGGUUUGUGAGUACUUUGAUCUCUUCCCUCCACCCCCAUUCUUUUCUGUUUCACACAACCACACACUGUCAUUUUCAAAGCGUUUCUGACUCUCUCUCUCCCUCUCUCAUUUCACCCGGUACGCCAUUCAACAGCCCCCACACUCAGAACCUUAUCCAUAUCAGGUUCAUACUGGGGGUGGGUGGGUGGGGAUCGCACACUUACGAAACUGCAUUGAGUAAUAUUGGCCACCAAAAUGCCCUUUUUAAUAAAAACUGCAAACAUGUUACACAACUCAUGAAUAAUGGCAGAUACCAAGUAGACCCUUGCCUUGACCUAACACAACAAACAGUUUCCCAAAAGACACAGUUCAAACAAAGAAACCCUCCCCAUCAAAGUCGAUGGAAGGAAAACACACACCACUUACCAGCUUGCCAAAGUCUCUUACUAAAUGAACUCACUUCGAAUAAGCAAUUUCUUACCAUUUCUACUCCAAAUUCAGCAUGGGCUGCCCUCAAACCGAUUUUUCCUAUACACUGUUAAAUAUCAAAUCAUGCUGUUGAACCAUUUCCUAAUUAUGAGCUAUAGAACCCACACCCCUUUUUUUUUUUACCUACUCUGCUGUUGUAAUCCUUGCUUAUUAACAAACAAAUCUGUGCUUCUGUACAGUCAUGAAACAGAGAGAUAAACAUCAAAGAAAUCAGCAACUCACACAUAACAGUUUCUAGCUCACUCCAUGCACCAGUGUGUAGAUAUCUUAAAAUGUAGGUCAAGUAAGUGAGUACAGUCAGUGUGUGUGUGUUUAGCAGCACAUCUGCUUUAAUGCUGGCAGCAAUAUGACUUCAUAUAAUCACUUGUUCCUAUUCCCAUAAGUUUUGAUAGAGUUACAUCUGAAGAUUUGGUCUUUUCCCUUUUUUUUUUUUUGCAUUUGAGUAGAUACAGAAGACACUUUCAAUUCUCUGCAGUCCUUCCUCCCUCCCCAUCCUGCAGUGAGUUACAGAGCAGCGCUUUCUGCGUAAGGCCCUCUCUCUCAAGCUUGUCCUUGGCUCACAGUUUUCUGCAGUUAUGAUAGAUCAAAGCAGCUGCGUUACCAUAGCAGAUUAGGUCUCAUUGUUGGUUCUGUUACAUUUCAGUGUUAUUUUCAUCUUCUCUCAAGGAAAAUCAUAUUUGUUUCUUGUGAUUUACGUUAUCAACUAUCAGAAGGCGACCUGUUUAGGAUGCUAACUGCUUAUGUCCAUCAUAAAGCUGUCUGCUGCAAGUCUGCUGUGACCUGAGAUUUCGGUAUCAAGGUUCUCCUAAUAACAGCAUUUGAAGGAUCCUGUCACCUUUGACAUGUGUCCAAAAUACUGGAUACUUCCAGCAAAAUAUAUUUGUAAUAUUAGCAGAAGGUUAUUGACAGCAGACUGACACAAGUCAGAUGGGGGGGGGGGGUGUCCACAUUUGCAAACAUAAAAAAAAUGCAAAUCCCUUAACAUACAGAACUCAGAAAUCAUUGCUGCCAAAGAAUUUGAUUCAGACUUGGGCAUGAAUUGCACCUAAAAUCUAGUAUUGCCUGCUAAUCCCCUCUCUCCCCCCCCAAAGUGUCAUACUGUUACAAGUAGUGACCAUUUUAGGUGCAUCCAAUGGACGUGCAAUUACCGACAAAACAGGUCCUUUUGGACACAGAAAGAAGGCAAAAUUAGGGCAGAACCAGGGCUGGGUGGAACGGGGCAGGAUGUACUCGGGGGCCGGUAACGGAACCCCCAUGAGAAAUGGUUACCUCCUGUACAAGUAUUUUUCCAGCACUGUAAACCUCUAGCCUACCAAGGCUGGAUAAAGCUCCUGGGAACUGAAUAUGCGUAAAUCGAGAAAUCUCUAGAUGAGAAUUUACUGCAACCCAUCAAAGCCUUCAUUUGACAGUCCUGAUGAGGGAAAGUGGUCUCAUUCAACAAGCCUUCUAAUCUUUAUCCCAAAUAGUAUCUGUCUUGAAAUUGAUUUGAUUUGAUGCAUGUCCUGUUGUGUUAAAUUGUUUUUAUACUUAUAGUUGUUUUUUAUUGUUCUUAUCUAGGCCAUUGUUUUAACUGUUUUUCUAUAUGUAGCUGGUUUAUGUAUGUCACCAUAUUGUGAAUAACUUCUGAGUGCUUCAUGGGAAGCAAUUCAUAAAUUAAAUAAAUAAUAAUAGCGUAGGUCCACAUUUCUCCAAACUAUUGGAACUCCCAGCUAUCGAGGCAAGUGAUCAGAGUUGUAAGCCAAAACAUCGUGAGGGCACCAGAUUGGGGAAGGCUGGUGUAGACGGAUUAUAUAGGCCUAAAAAUACAUAAACAAUUCACUUUCAAGGAUAAACCUGAAACAUCUGGCAUGUUCCUGCCCUAUUACAAAUGUAGCGAAUACUAGAGGUUCCUGUCACCUGCCGAGCCCUUGAAGGCUGCCCUUGUUUAUGUGCAUGCUUUCCUGUUGCCGUAAUAGGAUGCAGUCAUAACCACUGUCCUUGCAGAUGGCAAUAGUAGGUGCUUGAACACAAGCAGGGUCCUGAAAAUACACGGAAUAGAUUUUAUAGGAGACAAUUUAUUGGCCCUUUGGUGAAAAUCUGUGUCUCAUUAGACAGUAGCUAUUUGGUGUCAGCCACUUUUUCCUUGCUGCACUGCUUCAAUUUUCAGCUACAACCAUGUGCUCUGUCUAGACUGCAUUUCCCGGGAGACUCUAAACCUGGCUGGCUAGCCAGUCCAAAGCGUAAACUCCCUUGGAGAGCUGUGUACUGGGGGCAACAGAUAUUUGCAGAACUGGGGCAUAAGCCCAUGCAUAGGGGCUUCCCUUGCAACCUCAGCUUGUGGGUAUUGGAGUGGAACUACCCUAAGCGUAAGAUAUCAGGGAGGAGCAAGCAGAGCUCUACUGCUUCAAAAUGUGUUUGCAUUUUAUGUUGACAAAAUCAUUGAGAUGUAGUGAGGGCAACAAAAGAGACUGAUACUAGAGCCUAGAAGGAUGAAUACCCUCAAUCAUUACACAAUGUUCUGAGGAUGGCGUGGUCCUGUCUAGAAUAAUAGACUUAUAGAAUGGGAAGGAACCUUGAGGAUCAUCCAGUCUGACCCCCUGUGAUGCAGGAAUCUCAACUAAAUCAUACAUAUAACUACAACUGAACGUAUUUCAUAUAGACAUCAAUUUUGUGUGGACAUUUGGAGAGCUUUAUAUUAACUUACAUGUUUAACUUAAUAUGAAUGUACUGAUGGCUACUGUAUUCAGACUGCAAACCAAUGGUGGGUUUUUUGUCACUAUUAUUUAUAUACAUUUUUAUUUUAUUUUAUUUUAUUCUUUUUUUCUUCAUUAAAUUUGCAAAAAAAUAAUUUAAAAAUGUGUGUACCCUACCUGACAACAGUGCGUGAAUAGGAGCCCAAGUGUACUGAAUACUUUUUAUCUUUAAAAAAAAAAAAUUUAAUUCAAUUUUCAGUUUUCCAUCUUACAAUAAACAUUUUACAUACUGUUAGAUAUCCCACAACGUCUCUCCUCUCUCCUUGGUUCAUUUUAUUUAUCUUUCAUUCCUGCAUAUUUUGCAGUAACCAUUUUAGUUAGUUCUGCAGCUAGAAUCUUCUGUUCAUUUUUCACAUGGUCUAGUCCUCAUCUGAAGACUUCAAAAAACAAAGCCAUACUUCCCCUGCCCACCCCUCUGAAUAUUCUUAUGAGGUUCCCUUCUCCAGUCUUCAAAGAGUGGCUGGAAGUGGGGAGGCAGAAAAAGCUCCUCCUUUUCUUCUAGCAGUGGCAGAUUUAAUCUGAAAUCGUAAGAUCAGUACUAUGCCCAGAGCUCAGAAACUGCUGGCAAACUGUCACAAAAUGCCCCUAUAACAACGGGAGUUUCAAACACUGCAACUAACAGGCUACAUGUUGGAAUACUUGGAAUAAGGCAGCUUGAUAGACAAACACCCUAGAGCUUAUUCUUGCUCUUCAUUUUGGGACUUGGAGAAAAGGUUAUUAGGUUCUGUUCUAGAGUACGUAUUUUAAAUGGACAAGUAGCAUGCUGGAAAUGCAUGUGCCCUGCAGACAUGACAAAUGGCGUGUAUGUUCUUUACUGUGGCAUUCACAUUCAUACAAAGCACAAAAGCUAGAGUUGUCUCAAUGACACCAGGUUUUUGCAAACUUAACAAUGCUUAUUUGCUACCUAGCACCACUGUUGCAUUCUCUUCAUAUGCAGUGCAACUUUAUCCAGAUGAGAGAGCAUUUUCAUUACUCUGGAAAGAUUUCUAGCAAUUCCCUCUGCUUUUGUAGUUGUCUUGGGAAUUGCCUAAAGUGCAUGCUAUAGACUCCCAUUUAAGAAUCGCUGGGCUAACAUAUUGGAUUGGAAAGCUUGGAUUCAACUCGGUGAUUAUAAAUGGACCUGCAGAGAGGCAGGUCUACCUCUGAACUGUGCUUCUUGCCUAUAAAUUGAAGAUGAUACUGACUUGCCUUACAGGAUUGUUGUCAGAAUAAAUGAGAAAAGGCCGAGGGACGAGAUCAUUGCAUUAUGGUUGUGGCAGGCACCAUGGGCUGUAAAUCUAAAGGCACACAAUUUUAGCAUGUCAGUGGCACCUCAUUAAUUGCAGCUUUCCAAAUUUUGCGUGACUUUGAGAAGGUACUUCAUGUGCUGCCUAGGACUGUUUAGCCAAAAAAUACCCUAUGGUAGUGGCUUGAAUCUUGUUCUAAUGGGUCUCUGUAAGUUGAAGGAAGAGGAGACAGUUCAACUGCACUUACCUGGGGGCAAAUUUAAAUGUGCACUUAUCUCCACAUCUGGAGGCAACAUUAAAAGGAGUUUUAUGAGGGAGAUGGAAAAACAGGUAAAAUACUGGUUCCAAUUGAAUUACUUGAUGCAAGAAGCACCAACUACUAUUGACUUUUGGUCACCUUUCUGAUCUUGAUCCCUCAAAAUCAGGUUGUGUGUGCUGGCAAAGACUGAAAUAAUCUCAACAACUGCUUGUAUCUCUCUUGGAAUGCUGUUCUGAUAUGUUGAAUGUUGCAACUUUAGGUUAUACUAUGCUGUAGGAUUUUGUGUGUGUGUACUGUUACCCCAAAGUUACGUGCAAUUUCUCUCCCCCUCUCUUGUAAUAUUAGUACCUGUGGUCAUCCAAGAAAGUUGAAUGGUGGGAGAUUCAGGACAGAUGAGAUGGAUUACUCCUUCACACAGUUCAUAGUUAAACUGGAAUAGGUUACUGCAAUGUGUAGAGAUGGCCACCAACAUGGAUGGCUUUCAAAGGGAUUGGACGUGGAGGACAAAGCUAGCAAUGUUUGCUAUAUAUUGUCUCCAAUAUCAGAGAUAGUAUAUAGGGACGUGCUGCCGUUCUCAUGCCCUGCUUGUAGGGUUCCCAUUGCUUGCAAACUGCAAAAACAGGACGUAGAUGGGUCUUCAGUCUGAACCAGCAGGAGGGUUCUAACGUAGUUAGGGUAGCCACUUUAAUAAUGAGCUUUGGAUGCUCUUGAAAUCAGACUGUAGUCCCAGUUUCAUUCUGACUGACACAUUACAGGCCAUAUGAGGUCAAAACUGUCACAACUUUAAUGCCUCCUAUUUUAUUUGAAAUCAAAGCUCCAUCUUCUCUUAAUUUGUGAACUCUCUUUAAUUAGUGCACAUUGAAGUUGCCAUGAUAGAUCACUACUAUCCUUGAAUAAACUAGAUACAGUUGUCUGCUUGAUAUUUCCUGCAGACAACAAUAUCUCUACCUAUUAGAGCAAUAUGAAUGCAACACGGCUAAGUUUAGAGGGCUUGUGGGAGGGGGGAUGAUUGCUUAGAUCAGGCACAUCCAACAGGUAGAUCAUGAUCUACCGGUAGAUCACUGGCAGAUCACUGGCACCCCCCAAAGAAGCUCAAAAACUUUGGCUCCUCUUUAAAAAGCCUCAACAACUUUGACCUGAACCCAGUUUUUAACUCUGUGAGUAGAUCGCAGUCUCUUGGGAGUUGGCCACCCCUGGCUUAGAUAAAACCAUUUUCCUCAGGGUAAAAAGAUUUGCAAACUUCAUGGAAUAAAUGUGUAAAAUAUGUAUCUCAUAUAGAAAAUCAGUCUUGUAUUAAUGUGUGAGUUUUGUGAAAAUCUGAUUACAAUAGAAAAAGGGCAAGUGUUUUGGUGGCAGCUGAUGAACUUUGCUGGGGCGUUUUGGUUUAUGCGAACUUCAGAGCUUCUAAGUUGAAGCAGCAGGGAGAUGAUAAGGGGGUGUGACUGUAGUUCAGUGAUAGUGCAUGCUUUGCAUAGACAGGCCUAUUGCUUAAUUUCUAAAAAGAGAGUUAACAGCUGCCCAGAAAAGCCUAACGUUUUCUUCUUAAGAAUGUAAGAAGAUAGGCUGUGUGUUUGCUCCGUAGGCACAGGAAGAGAGGCACUCUACAUUGCACAUAAGCACAUUAUUUUACAUAUUCCUGUUCAGCUAAAAUAUCUUGGGGCUGCUUCAUAUGUUUUUAGCAUGAGCUUGCUUACUAUUUGCAUGCGACUAUUUUUGCUGUUGUGAUCAGUCAUCACUUUCUCUUGUUUUCUUCAACACAUGAGAACUCAGUGCUGCAUGAUUACCCCUCAGGGCAUGUCUACAUGCUUGCUUUAAAGCUCCUUUGUGAUGUUUUUUUAAAAGUAAGUCUUUUGUGCUCUGUUAAGACAUAUUCAAAUUUAUAUGUAUUCGUGGCACUUAAUUCUUUCCAUGCAUACCCCUUGUGGUUUAAGAGCACUGCAAAGUAAACACGGUCUGUUGCAUUCAAGUUAAAAGCCUAUCUUUCCCCUUGUAAAACUUUUUCUUUUCCAUGUGUUUGCAUCCUAUUCUAAAUGUGGUUCUUCAAAAUUUUGGUGGAAUGGUGCUCUUGUGUGCACUAGUGCUGGGCUGGUUUUCAACAUUGUGAUAUAUCAGCAGCUAAACAUUGCAAUAUACUGAUAUAUCACCAUGUCUGAAAUAAGGAUGGAGCUAUGUAAAAACAUUGGCUGGUUACACAAUUUUCCCACUUCGUUGUUUUUGCACAACACCCACCCACCCACCCUGAUUUCAUGAUAUAUUGCCAGGUCAUUAGUAUCAUGAUACGGACUUCAAACCUGUUUUGGAUGAUUAUAUUGAUGUAUCAUCCAGCCCUAGUGUGCACAAAAUGCUAGGAAACCAGUUUGCUUCACUGAUUUCAGCAUGCACAUUCACACUCCCUUUUUAUGCUAUAUACUGUAGUUCUAAACUCUUAACUUUAUCAGCUUUGGUUCAUGUGUGUAAAAUAUUUCUAGCUUCAGAAAAUCAUAUUUUAAAACAACAACACUAUGUUUAAGCAAAAAUAAAGAGGGACUAUUGGGAAAGAUGGAAAUAUUGGGACCAGUAGCUACACUCAUACAGAAUCAGAGCUCUUCACCUGUAUUAUUUUCAGAAAUAGAUGUAACAUUGUAAAGUUUGAGGGAAACCUAUUAAACACAUCAUAAAAGUACACCCAAAGUAGUGGUCUAUUUUGUAGAUGAUGUCCAACAUGUUUUGACCAUGAUAUGAAGAUGCUUAUUGUCCCAAACCUUUCGGUAGAAUAUACCAAAAGCAUCUCUAAAGAAUAUAAAAGGUAAAGGUACCCCUGAUGGUUAGGUCCAGUCGCGGACGACUCUGGGGUUGCGGCGCUCAUCUCGAUCUAUAGGCCGAGGGAGCCUGCAUUUGUCCGCAGUUUUUCCAGGUCAUGUGGCCAGCAUGACUAAGCUGCUUUUGGCAAACCAGAGCAGCACACAGAAACGCCAUUUACCUUCCUGCCGGAGCGGUACCUAUUUAUCUACUUGCAUUUUGACGUGCUUUCGAACUGCUAGGUGAUAGAGCUCACCCCAUUGUCGCAGGGAUUUGAACCACCGACCUUCUGAUCGGCAAGCCCUAGGCUCUGUGGUUUAGACCACAGCAGCACCUGUGGUUGAAACUUGUGCAUUCUUCACAGAAUAAAUUGCCACUUUCAGGCACCAGCUUAAGGCCUGCCUCUUACAGUAUGUUUUAGUGUGAGUUUGUUUAAUGUUGUGCAUCUCCUUCCAAAUGAACUGACCUGCCUAUGCGGUGGGGAUAAGAGGUCAUAUUUGUUAAAGCAUUUGGAGAAUGGGGCUAACUUAGUUCUGCACUGUUUAGCAUUAAACCUAUAGAACAUAAAUCUACACCAGAGACUGAGAGUGACUUAGGCAUCAUUCCUGUGCCUCAGGGACUCCUGGGAACCCUAGUUUUGUGAGGGAAGAUAAGGAUUUAAGAAUUAUCACAGACUACCUUCUCCAGAAUCCUUGGGGUGGGAUUGGGGAACCACUAACAGCUGAGAAUAGUCUAAGCAGGUAGUGUCUCUUGAGGCUGGGAUUUCUUCCAGAUUAAAAUUCUAGAAGGGGAUAUCUUUGUUGGAGUCCAAAAGGCCUUGUUUUUCAAAAACAGCCACCCUUUCACACAGUGUGCGCUCCCUUCAAAUCACACUUGCUAUUUUGAAUUGGGCUGUCCAGUAUUUGUAGGCCUUUCUUUAUUGCUUUUUUAAAAGCCUUGGCUUAUGAAAACAUAUUGGCAAGUGUUUCUUCAAAGACGUAUAAUCUUUCCUUAGCAUAGUUUUGCUUCUCUUGUUUCAGUUACUUGUGUGCAGUAUGAAGCUGUGCACCACAGUGGGCUUUUUUCAUCUUUUGUGCUUUCCGUUUUCGUAGGAAAUACCUUUUAUAUUUUCAGGGGUGCCAGAUGCUCAGUGGUGUGCUUGAACUGAGUGUGACUCAGCAGGUUGCGGUGAAUUUGUCAAACGAGAUUGGCCUGAUCUCAUUUAUCCAAUAAGGAUGACCAAUUAUGAGCGCAUGCACUCAAACUGAGCACAUCUCUGUUGGGUAAUGCAUAUUAACCAUGUAAAGAAAAAAUGCCCUGUGUUUUUCCCUUAUCCCUGACACUGCACUUUACUUAGAAAUGCUUGCCAUGCUCUUAAACAUAGUUACCAUUUGUCAUUUGAACUGUGAAUUAUUCUGCAUUGAUAUUCAAAAGGUGGACAGGGUUUUUUGUGAUCCAGGCAUCAUUAUUAAUAUUUACUAUCUUGUGUGUCAGCUGAAGUUCAAACUCUUGCUUAGGGUGCAGAAACAAUCCUGAACAAUCCUGAAGAUAGGGAAGUUGAUGGACAUAAUACUUUUACACAAAUGUACACCCACCCCCACCCCAGGAAGCCACUGGAAAGUUUAAGAACUGAACCUUACUAUUUCAAGUAUUGAGUCAGUGUCAGUUUCACAAAAUACUAUAUAAAUAUAAUAAAAAUUUGAGACCAGAUGGACACUAUUGUAUCAGAAAGAUUUGGUUCCCAUAUUAGUUAUCUGAAAAUAUUGCCCCUUUCUUAACUAAAUAGGAGGUGACAGGUUUUCAGGAACCCUCCCCUGGGAGAUCUGAAAAGCACUCAAAGGAUCCUUUUCCAGACUGGCUGGAGCCGCUAAUAGAGCAGUCUUAGGGGAUAGAGGGGCACAACAGCAUUGUGUUGCUGGUCUCACUGGUUCUAUUAAUAAGCAGGUUGUCAAUCUUUUUUUAAAUAUAUAUGUACAUAUCCAAAUAUGGGAGAGUUUCAGAAGUCUACAAGUGGGUUUUUGUAAACAAAGACCUGUUUUCCCAAAUGAAAAAUAUGAAGAAGUUAUUGAGCAAAGGGGCCAACUUAGAUAAUUUGUUAGAUAAAUUAUAUUUCUAUCUCACCUUUCAGCCAACAUUGGCUCCCAAAGUGGUUUACAACUACUAAAAUCCAUCACAAAAUUCACUGAUUUGACAGAUUGUCUAACAGCAGUAAUAAUUGAAUUCUGAACAAUAAUUCAAUAGACUAACUGGCACUCAAAAUAACUUCAAGGGGAUGAAGAUAAAGAGGAGCAGCAAAUUUGGAUACCCAGAUGUACUCCGUAUCUAUCACGGCAUGAACUGGUUUCCAGUACUCUUGCUACAUUUGUAGCUGAAAACAAAGACGGCUUAAUCGGCAAGCUAAAAGAAGUUGUUGUGCAGAGUUUCUGCUAUCAAGCAGCGUUUCUGCUAUCUGUAUGAUAGUCUGCAUGCAGAACAAAUUGCUCCAGAUUUCAACAGGCGCUUCUUGGCAAAACAGUAAAGUUGCUCUGUGCAUGUAUGAGUCGUUUCAAAACAAAUGCUUGGGUCUUUUUUGCUCUUUAGUCAUAUGAGAGCACCAUGACCUCUGGCUCUAAGCCUUGUGUGUCACAAUAAAUUGAGGGAGGAAAAAUACCCCGAAAGUUGUAUUGAUAAAAGUGUGGCUUUUUUUUUUCAUUUAUGCAGUUUAUUCACUACCCUACUGUUGAGUGUGAUCUCAGGGUGGGUAAUAGCAAUUUUUAAAACAAAAUAAAAACCAACUAAACACGGUAUGGUAAAUGAAAACAGGGAGAUUACAAAGCAGUACAUCACCCAUCUGUCCCAAUGCAGGCCCUGUAGGAUCAUACUAGAAACUCUAGAAAAUGGAUAAUAUUGGUGCCAGCCAAGCCUUGGGAAAAUGUUAUUCCAAAACCAGGGUGUAAGUGCUGAGGUUACCCUCUGGCAUGUCACAGGUUCACUGACCUCAUUCAGAGAUGGUGUAACCAACAGGGUGGACAGUAUGGGGAGAGGGACUUCUUCAGGGAAUUGGGUUCAGAGCCUUAUACAUCAAAACCAGCACCUCGAAUUGGGCUCAGUGGUGAAAAGGUAGCCACUGCAGAUCUUUAAGUAUGGGUGUAAUGUGGUCCCAUACAGAAAAUCUGGCAGAACUCUGGCAGCUGAGCCUUUUGCAUUUUAAAUUGCAUUUUAACCUGUAUUUUAAAUUGUUUUUUUUCUUUUGCUUUUUUUCUUAUUAUGUUUUUACUGGAAUUUUAUUGGUGUUAGCUGCCCUGAGCCCAGCUCUGGCUGGGGAGGGCGGGGUAUAAAUAAAUUUAUUAUUAUUAUUAUUAUUAUUAUUAUUAUUAUUAUUAUUUGAACCAGCUGCAGUCUCCAAACUGUCUUCAAGGAUAGCUCCACAUACGUUAGCCCCAAAUGGAGUUUACUAGAGUGUGGUUGUCACUCUUUUAACAGCUCUGUGAAACUGUGACUUGGUCACUGUCCAUCCUCUGAUCCAAUAGGUCCUUCAUCUGUGUUCUGUGAAGCCAUUCUGAGUGGCCAGUGAGUAGAACAGGAUGCUUCAAAUAAUAAAUGGGUUGGUUUUCUUAUGAAUUCCAGUUGCUAGGAAUUGUGAACAGGAGACUGCUGUUGUGCUGAUGUCCUAUUUGUGGGCUUACCAUAGGCAUCUGGUUGGCUAUUGUGAAAACAUGGUUUUGGACUAGAUGGGCCUUUGGUCUGAAGCAGUGGGCAGGCCAAGGUUUCUGUUUACCUGUGGAGUCACACUUCUUUGAGGCUUUAAAACCAAACGUUCACCUCAGUAUCUGCAAAGCCUCUUGUGUUACCCAUAACUCUAAAUGACUUGUUCAUCUCUUUGUUCUGGAAUCUCAACAUACACUGUGUGCAUAUUGAAAUUGGACUCCACCCGCAAUUUUCCAGGUAAUUUUGAUAGCCUAUUUCACAAGUGCUAUAGACCAGGGAAACAGAAUGCUUGAGCUCAUCCCACCAAUGACCUUUUGGCCCAAGGACUGGAGUAGCAUGGUUUGUUAAAACCCAGGUGAAAUUUGUACUGGUUGGCCUUUUUUUUGAAGCUUGUUGUUUUCGAGCAGUCUGUUAUUUUCUCGACAAGUAUCAGGUUAUGCCUUUUGAAAUGGAACGCUGGGAGAAUAAGCACAAAAUCUUUGUGAAGAGUCUCGGUACCUUGGAAGAUUUGCUGAUGUGUCAUAUCUUGAGAAGCUGAUGGCUAAAAGCACUCAGUUUUUCUAAUCAGAGAGUUAACAUAAAUUCAUUGCUGACAGUUAGAUUUGAGCUGGAGACUCGCAGCCUCGUAAAACUUUGGAGGCCAGAUUAAAAGCAAGAGAAGUUUAAGAAUGUUGGUAAUCUUAAAACCAUAAAUCACUGAAAGAAAGCAGCAGUGGGCUGAACUCUGCUGACAGACAUAUUAAUUUCUAAGGUCUUGUGACAUUGAGAAAUCUAAUGUUGCAACUCAUUGUACGUAGGACAGAUAAUUCCUUUCCACAGGGCAGAUGUUGCCGUUCCCUUUUCUGCUUCCUCUGCUCUAAGUUUGUCAACCUUAAAUAAAGUGUUCUUGCUGGGAGCGGGGGUGGGUUAUGUCUGAACUGGACGCCUUCAUUGCCAUUUUGUCCCUUAAUGUUUCAUUGAGGUUCACACACUUCCUGUACAUAUUUAUGUGCUUCCUAUAGGAAUUGCAAGUGUUUAGUUUUGUAUUUAUUUGCAACAUACUGUGAGCACACUUGCUGUUUGUUUAGAAAGCUUUCUUUUAAUAAACAGGUAAAAUUUGAAAUUUGGGUGUUAAAAAUGAACAGACCAGAAUAUAUAUAAUAGACCUUUUUGACUCAGCAAGUGCUGAAGAAUUGCUCAAUGGGUAUGUGAAAGUUAAUUCCCUGCAGGCACUUUGGCUGGAGCAAAGCACAGAGUACUAUACUGCAGUUAUUAUAGAAAUGUAAGCCAACAGAACAAAAUUGAGGAAAAAAGGGUAAAAAUAUGCUGGCUCAGGGUUUCUGCUCUCUGAACAAAGCAAGUCUGUCACAAGUGAAAGUUCUUAUUCCUCGUUGGCUCUUAAUUCAUGUCCUGUGUUCCAGUGCAUGCAAGUUGUGUUCCCAGGGAGCUUGUCAGACGUUGCAUUAAGUUGUCUUAUAGGCUGUGUCUCAGCAGAAGCCAAAUAUGGAAUGGGCCGUGGGGACCAAAUUAAUUGACAUGCAGAUAACUGUACGGCCAAGGUGGCAAGCUUCCAUUAUUGCUACUUGCGUUCUUAGCAUAAAGAACACCUCUCAUUAAAGUAACUUUAUCCAACCCUUGAGUAUCAUUCUUUUUAUUUUUUAUUUUAAAAAACAUUACCAGCAGCACUCUCAUUUCCCAUGUCCUUUCAUAGUAUAACCUGAGUAUUGGCUCUGUCUGUUAAUAAGGUUAUUUCUCCUGAAAUACAUCUCACCUUCCCUGUCACUUAUCUUUAUACAAUGAAGGAGAGGAAGAAAACCUUGCACAAAAUAGAGAAAUUAUACGUUCUCUGCACCCACACAUCCUUGAUUUGUUUCAGCACUUCCAAUCUAUAAGAUGCUUCAUGUUGUCCUGGUCCGUGCAGUCAACAGGACUGAUGUGUCUGUGUCUCCUGCACAUUUUGUUUCCAGUGCUUGCCAUCGAAAGGUUAUCUGCCUCCUCAUAAAUUCUCUCAACCUUCAUCAGCAGAGAAACAGUUUAAUUACAGACAUGUUGAAACACUGCCUAUUAACAACAAAGCUGUUUUUAAAAAUAAAAAUUGAAAAAAAUCCUGCGCUCUCUUCCAAAUAUUGCCCCCAAGGCAGCACUAAAGCCCCAUAAAGGCAAACUGUAAUCUAUCUGGCAAGUGUCAACCCCAAAUGCUCAAGCAAAAAGAAUAGUGUUUACCUGGUGCCUAAAUGUAAACAAAGUAGGCACUUGGUGAAUGGGUAUUCCAGUGAAUACCUGAUAUAUAACAGCUGAUUACUACCAGUGAAGCAUAUGGUUGUGUAGAACCAACAAUGGUUUAUUCAGUGGUAGCCAGGAGGGUGUUACUUAAGAGGCUUUGCCUCUGGUUUCUUUCCCUCCCCACCACCUCCAAAAUAUUUGGAAUCUUACACGAUGAAAGGCAGUUUAGAAAUAUUGCAAUAUUUUUUGAUAUUAACCCUCAAUACUUGAGGGUUACUUCUGGUAUAUUAUUCAAAGUGCUCAAAAUGUGUGAUGCUAAAUAGGUAUUUCUUUCGCUCUAGGAAUGAACACAUCUCAUCGCUUUUUCUUCUCUCAGGGGAGCUUGAUUAGCCAAGGUGGAACGCGGUAGACAGAAACAGCCAAGCUUUCCAUAUGAAAGACUGAUCUAUUUUUAUUUCGUUCUAGUCGGGGCAGUUCAAUGAAGAUAUGAUCCCAACAGUGGGCUUCAAUAUGAGGAAGAUCACCAAGGGAAAUGUUACUAUAAAGGUAAGAUGCAGUAUUCUUGGGCAAGUGUGCUCCUAGAUUUGCAACAUAGUGCUGCAGGCAAGCUUGGGGGUUUAAGGAAGCACUGGCAGAUCGACAGGGUUGAAUUAACACCAGCUUUUUAAAACUAUCUGCUGUUCCAUAACACCAAACUGGUUUCUGGGUGCCAAGCUGAGCCAACCCUUUUCUAGAGGACUCUAGGGAUGCUCUGAUAAGUUUUUCUUAAAAUUGGUUCAAUGUUCAAAUUAUUGGGGAAUUUAGUUUGCGGAGAGAGAAGGCCCACCUCCCUCACCUGCAGUUUUUAGACUAAAAGUUUAACUCAGACUGAAUGGUGCUGGAAUGGAGUUUAUGAAUUUAUUUUAUUGAUGGUGCCCUGUUUUCCAACACAAUUUGAGCACUAAAUUGAUUACUGCUUCUGGUUGUAAUAUUUUAUUCAGUUUUUAUAUGAUGUGUUUAAUUUUUUAAUUUUUAUAACUCUUUAUAAAUCACUCUUAAAUCAAAAGAUUGCUUAUAGAUACAUAUGAGGACAAAAUAUAGAAGUGUUUGUUUGUUUAAUUUGUAUACUACUCUUCAUCUGAGGGUAGCAAGGCAGUAUACAAUAUAUCACAGGGUGGUUUACAAUAUAAGUUAAGGUUAUUCUGGGGUGUCUUCUAGUCAAAACUGUGGAUGUGAAUUUCUGGGUGGUCUUUCUCUCACUAUUGCUAGAUACCCUAUUGUUUUUGUGUAUUAUUUGAAUGAUUAGCUCUGCUCCUGUUAGAGAGAGGAGUAGGUGUUUGGUGGGAAUCCUAAAAGGAAUUUCCUAAGCAGAGUAGUGGCAGUAGAGUGUGUCUGGUUAAAUGCAGGAUUUCUAAAUAUAUCAGUAGACUGUUCGCCUCCUUCAGUUCCAUUUAUGUGUUUUGACCGGGAAAACAUUGCAAAUAUUAUUUAAUUAGUUUGGAUAUCAGUUCCAUCACUCAAGAGUUUUGUGGAGCUAAUCCUAGUAAAUUUUAAUUCAUCAUAAUACUGUAAUUUGAAUACCUGGGUUCUUUACAGUAUUUGCAAGUGUGAGAAUGCUUUUGUGAAGUGGCCAUUGUUGUACCACUGUUGCUCAGAAACCCAAGGCUCUCUGAAAUCUUCUGGUAGUGCUUCAGAUGGCUUCCUUAAUAAUAAAGAGUGUGGGCUGUGGAGAGACUGGAUGACCAUGCAUAAAAUGAAGACAUGGGAAAGUGUAGAGCAGGCAGUGGGGCCAAGUAUGUGCGAGUCAAAGAGAAUGCUUGGGCUUGCAAAUUCUCACAUCGUAGUCCUCACCCAUAUUUUAACUUGCUGCGUCUUUCCCCACAGCUCUGGGAUAUUGGGGGCCAGCCUCGUUUUCGUAGCAUGUGGGAGCGGUACUGCCGUGGAGUCAGUGCCAUAGUGUAAGUAUUCCAUGCCUCGAUUCUCAGUCUGUCACCAAGCUCUGAGAUUGCUGUGCGCUACUCUCAAGACAAGUCCUAGGCUUCCUCUGAACACUGGAGCCGUGUGGUGGUGGUGGGAUCAAAUCAGUCCAAUAAACUCAGGCAAAGAUGAUAAACCCUGAGGCUUCUUUGUUCCACAGGACAUAUCCACUGUCUCUUGGAUCACAUUUGGAACUGUAAAGAGAUUCUUACCUACCUUACAGGUGUGGCUUCACUUCUAAGCACAGGCUGGGAUCCUUUAUAUCAGGCCCGAGAACCUGUGGCUCUCCAGAUGUUGUUGAACUACAACUCCAUAAAUCCAUUCUUUAUUUCUUAUAGAAUGUCACAAUGACUCCAUUGGAUCCUACCUGCCUUUGAACCAUAAGUGAGUGCCCCUGCUCUGAGGGUUACUGCACACACAAAUAACCACUGGAUGGCUGCACUUAAGCUGCACUGUACCAAAUAAAGUUGCAAAUAAAGCACCGCUUCUGCAUCAGGCCACUUUUGACACACAAAGGGUUGCUUGUGGAAUCUGAUUAACUGCAUGGAAGGCAGGAGGAGGAGGAAGGUUCUUCAGGCAGCCGUUCAGUUCAAACCCUCACUGUCAGUAGGCUGUGGGGCAGGGCAGGGCCUUUUAUUGACAGCUGCAGACUUCUGUGCUGUCUCUGAAAGAUCUCAGUGUCCUUGGCUGACUCUUCAGUUCCUGCUGGUGCUGCUUUUUGUGAAACCCUCUUUAUUCCUUUGAGUACCUGGUACGGGUGGACGGAAUAACCUUCAGCCAUUCUGCUGCUCUCCUCUCUUGGGCUGAAAUAGAGCAAGACAAAGUAUUUCUCUAGCGCCUCUGCCAAAGGGCCGGGCUACACCAGAUUACAAGUACGCCUUUUAAAAACGAGCCAAUUCUGUUUUGAAGAAUAGCACCUUCAGGGAGUGAAGAGCAGCCAGGUGUAGGGCAUUUUUUGGUAGGAAACUGGCACAAGGCUCUGAUCUGGAGAUUGCCUGGUGAGUGACUGGAGAGGAUUGAAUUUCCAGUGGUCAGGGAAUGUGGCUUCAGUGCCUUGUAUUGUUUCUUCCUUUCCCUGUGUCUACUAGAGGUAGAGAGAGGUUGGAAAAAACAACCAAAUUCAUUAAUUCUAACAUUUAUUCAAGCCAUAGAUUUUAAUAUAUAUUUAUUUUUAGCAAAAAAAACACCCUUGGGAUUCCUUAGAAAGCUGCCAUAUACCAGGUCAGGCUGUUCAUGCAUUUAGCCUAGAAUUGUUUGUUCUCACUAGUAGCAACUUUCUUUAAGCUGAGAUGCCGCAGAUUUGAACCCAGGAUCUUCUGCAUGCAAAGCAUGGGCUCUACCACUGACCUGUGAUUCCUCCUCAAAGUUCAUGCGCAGACUACACAGCCUUGACUAUAAGCUGGUUUCUAUGCCAUUUUUUGGGAGAAGAUGUUGGAUACUAGUAUUCAUAGACAGGUGAUUUUUGAAAAGGAAGAAGUCUGCUCCAAGAAGCAGUUACUUUCCUUCAGAGAUGGAUGCUUUUAUGAUCUCCAUUUUCCAGAAGCAUCAUCUCUCUCUGAGGCCCCCAUUCGUAAGAAUAUUUAAUUACCUUACCAGAUUGCAGGGUUUGGUCUUCUAAACAUGAAAUGUGUGCAUUAAAAGCUAUAUUAUGUGUACCUCAGAAGCUAUAUAUACACAAAUGUAGGGUGAAGGGAAGCCUUUAUCCCUUCAGAACUGUUAAAAGGGGUAUAUAGUGUCUUCAAUAUACAUGGCACUUUGCAAAAUAACAAAAGCAGAAAAUAUAGAUGCUUCUUCCAGACAGCUUGUACAUGGCACUUAAGGGGUAGCUUACAUAAUUCAGCAGAAACUGGGGAAUGGCAGAAACCAGCAUGUACAGAAUAGAGGCUCUUUAAUUUCCUUAGAUCGGGGCUUCUGCGUGCUUCAUACCAGAUUCUUGGCACUUCUCAGCUGGGCUUACCUUGAUGGCCACUGCCAAUGACCAGAGGCAAUACAAGCUGGGCUCAGUUAGAAAUCCAGUACUGUGUAUGCUGUUUCAGUUGCAGAAGUAUUUCCUUGUAGAUUUCCACAUUAUCGAAUGCUUCUCAGAUGUUCUGUGCUUGUUCGAUAUCUACUAUAACAUAAAAACUCCAUGUAGGAAAUCUGCACACUGCGUCCCAUAUUCCCUGCCUGCUGGCUUUCUAGGUGAGCCAGCCUAGCACAUUUUGCCCGAUGAAUAAUUUAACAUAGAUGCGGUUUGCCAAGCUCCUGCUGUGCAACCAGCAGUUAGAGCAGCUGAAUUGUUGCAUUGCACAAGAGCACCUCGCAGCUUCUUGUGUUGAGCAUUGGAGGCACUCUGGAAAAGGGCAGGGAUAAGGAUUGCCCAUUAAGGUAGUGGCACAAGCAGCAAUUUGUGUGCCACAAGAAAUCAGAACUGGCAGUGGCAAGGGCCUUAUUUCUAUGGCGGCUUAGGAAUUUGGUAAUAGAUGGUCAGUGGGUCUAAGGAUCUGAACCCUUCGUUAUGCUGAAUGUCCCUCUAACACAAAAUCAAGUAUCUUGAACAAAAUACUUUCAGCAGACUCCAACCGCCCCGCCCCAACUUUUAGCUCUCUUGAAUUUAAACAUAUGUUGGCAGAUGGCUGAUAAAAAUCUUAAACUUAAUCCCACCUGUAUGGAUCUGCUCUUUGUUCUUUGCACUCUUCAGUAAAAAUCAGUCUAUCCCCAUCCCCAAGCAAAAAAUAUCAACAUAAAUUAUAAAACAAAACUCAAAACUAGCCCUCUCACCAGUUUAUAUGAAGUUUGCAAACCAAAAGGAUUUCUACAAAUUUGGACUGAUAUGUAGCAUUAUGGUGGCCACACUGAAAGUAUGUGGUCUCAGAAUUGCAAUUCCCCCUACUUAUGGGAUCGGGAGAGUAACUGAAUCUAAUGCAAGGUAGUGGUUUGUUAGGACCCCAUAUUCAGUGGCUGGGACUCAAAUGAAGAUUCAGUAUAACCCAUCUUGCUUUCUGGAGAUUGCUCUCUUCCUCUGGUUUGGCUACUCCAUGCAAUAGCACCUGUUGCUUCUUGUCCUCAGAGCUAAUGUAGUUGAUUUCAUUCCAGAUACAUGGUAGAUGCUGCAGACCAGGAGAAGAUUGAAGCCUCAAAGAAUGAACUUCACAACCUGCUUGAUAAGCCACAGCUCCAGGGCAUCCCUGUAAGUUGCUCCAGUUCUGGAGAGAGGCUAAGUAAGCAAACAGAUCCGUAUGAGUGUGUGGUGGAUCAUAACUAGCAGUGGAUGAUUAGUGGCAAGCCUUCCAGACCAGACUCUGGAUUAAAUCCUUCCUCUCUAUUUGCAUGCUUUGCUCUGCUGGACUGUGUCGUUGGGAUGUCUCUUUUCCAAGAUAUAAAAGGUUUGGUUAGAACAGGGAAACUGUUUAGAAUUUAUUACUGCACCAUUUGGAAGAGAUAAAGGACACACCACUUGCCGCUGUUACCUUAAUGCUGUGAGUCCUUGAGGGUACAAUGUAUGUGAGUUUGAGGUGAGAAAGUCUAGGAUGAGCCAAAUGAGUGGUGCUUGCUAUUGUAUUAAUAUUCCAUCCAUGAAAUGGGAAAAUACCCUUGUUCUGCAAAGUCCGUCUGCCACCAGAGAAUCUGAAGUCCUUUUCAGCAUACGUUGCAUCUGAGCUCAACAAAAAAAGCUUAUUAGAGAAUAGGAAAAUAUGUAAUUGACAUAUUUGGCUAGGUUUUUGUUUUUUGAAACCCUGCUGAUCUUAAUUUCACCAGUGUUUUCCUUGUAUUCAGGAACUGACCGUGUAGUUUGAAGCUCUUGUGUUACAUCUCUUGUCACUGUGAUGUAGACCUGGCUUUUCUGAUUCCAUGCUUAGAAGAAGUUCCCCUGGAUUAUAAAGAAAUUCUUUGCUUCAAGGGUGUCAGUUCUAUUAAAAACAUGGCUAUAUAGGGUUUAUUUAUCAUAACCAAUGGAGCCACCCUUGGCUGAUCCAGUGGUAGAUGCGAGCUGCCUAUGUGAGUCGUGGACUGAGAGAUCUGCCCUCUUCUCUUUCUCAGGUCCUUGUUCUUGGGAACAAGCGAGAUCUGCCUGGUGCCUUGGAUGAGAAGGAGCUCAUUGAGAAGAUGUAAGUAUUUGCUGUUAGGACUUGGAGUUACAGGUAUUUGCCUACUGUGGGCUUUUGCAUCUCAAAAUGAACCAUUGUUGAGCUUGACUGAGGCAUUCACAUUGCACUGAUUAAUUGGUUUUCAUACACACAAGUCGGUUUAAGAGUUUGGGAAAUUGGAUCUGGAUAUGUUUGGUGUGGUUGAAAGAUCAUAAUCCUAGAUCACAGCAGCAUUCUUGAAUGAAUCAGAAGUCCUGUACAUUUUGUUGCCCAUUGCCGAAUCUGCACGUGUCUCCCUCAGUGGUGUGGAAAGUGAAAUUUUCUGCACUGCUUUUCUGCAGAAAAUUGUUCCAUAAGUUCAUUAAUAACAAUGAAUGCAUGGCAAUUGCAAAUGUGAUAUUAGGCAAGCAAGUUUCUAGUUUUAUUUGCUGAAUGCAGGUAAAAGAAGCAUGCUGUAUUAGAUGUCUUGGGCUUCAGAAAAAAUUCCAGUGCAAAUCACCCUACUUUGAAUUCAAAAAUUUUCCAGAAAACCUGCAUCACUGCCCCCAUCUCCAUCUUUUGCCAUAUCAGAAUCAGAAGUGGUUUAUAAAUCUGCAAAUAACCAAUAACAUAAAUUACUGGAAGAGAGCUAGUGCUUGUAUGCAGCUCUCUUAAGGGGCAGGUAUGACCUCAUGCUCUGUCAACACUGGCAAGGCUGCUGUAGGAUUGCUUCAGUGCUGCUGCAUUUUUGACUGCUCACUUAUUUCCCUCAGACAUGCACAUGUUUCCAACAGAUGAGAGGCUGCUACCAAGUGACUGAAAAAGAACUAGGCCAAGGCAUCUAUUUCUUCAGCUGUAAAAAUCUUCAGUAAUUUGGAUCUCUUGCUGCAUUCCUUAAAGGGGAAAUUUGCUGUUACGACAAUGGGGAGACAUCUGCUUGUUUUUUAAGGCUGCUUUGAACUCAUAGGUCUGGUCCCCCCCCCACGGCUGGGCUAUGCAGAUCCUUAAUUCCUUUCACAAGGUUAUGGCAUAAAUUCCAGAAGGGUAGCUGUUACAGUCUGCUUCAGGAAAAACAGCAUGGAGUCUUGUGUUGCCCUUUUAAAGCCUUUCAUAUUUAUUGUGGCACGAGCUUUUGUGGACUAGAGCCAGCUUUGCCAACUGCAUGAAAUGUUUUUGUCAGUAGAGAGUGUGUAGAAAUAACACACACACACCGGUUGUCAUAGUAUUAUCACCUACCUUUCUAGCUAUGCCAAUUCAACUCUUGUUUUGGAGAAAAGAAAUCCACAGCUCCACAGAUGCAAUAUAAUCAAACUCACUUACCAAAUUCUAGUCCUGGUGUUUCAUAUUAGAGCACUUUGAAGUAGCUUUGUAGACAUAUUGACUUUCUCUCAGUGUGUUCUGAGAGAGUUCUCCCUUAGGUUUCCGAGUGCUAAUCAUUUCUGUGUCCGAAUUAUGUCUGUGCAUUUUCAUAUAUAGAGCCAGAUCAACGCUGACACCAAACUCUACAUACAUUAAACAUAAUAGAAACACCGCCACCCGACCCCACCCCCAUCCAUCUUCCCUCUCUCCACCCCCCUUUCUUUUUUCUUUUUUUUCUUCUCCCCCUAAUGCCUCAACAAAUGAAACGGAUUUGUAAAAAUGUUACAUGGGGGGAAAAAAUACGAGGCAUUUUUUUUUUUUAUAAUGAUAUUUAUUAAAGUUUCACAAAAAUACAUGAAAAUACAAAACAAAGAAAAAAGUAUAAAGUUUUAAAAUACAGCAAAAAAGUAGAAAAUAAGAAAAAACGUACAAAAUAAAACAGUUAAAAACACAAUAAUGUUCCAUAACCUAUCUUCCUUACUCUUAUUUCCCGGACCUCCUCAUACCUCCCUUCUUUGUAUUCCAAUUCAAUUUGUUGGUUCAGCAAAUCCUUACCAUUAAUCUUUUACCCAAUUGUUAACCUUUUUUUCCAUGUCUCUUAAAGCAUUACAGCUAAAAACCUCUUAGUUUCUAUCCAACAUCUUCCUAAAGUUCCUUAAUUUUGCAAUAUUUCUGUAAAUAGUCCUUAAAUUUCUUCCAGUCUUCUUUCACCGACUCUUCUCCCUGGUCUCGGAUUCUGCCAGUCAUUUCCGCCAAUUCCAUGUAGUCAAUCACCUUCAUCUGCCAUUCUUCCAAAGUGGGUAGAUCUUGUGUCUUCCAAUACUUUGCGAUAAGUAUUCUUGCUGCUGUUGUAGCAUACAUGAAAAAGGUUCUGUCCUUCUUUGGCACCAGUUGGCCGACAAUGCCCAAGAGAAAGGCCUCUGGUUUCUUCAGAAAGGUAUAUUUAAAUACCUUUUUCAGUUCAUUAUAUAUCAUUUCCCAGAAAGCCUUAAUCUUUGGGCACGUCCACCAAAGGUGAAAGAAUGUACCUUCAGUUUCUUUACAUUUCCAACAUUUAUUAUCGGGCAAAUGAUAAAUUUUUGCAAGCUUGACUGAGGUCAUGUACCACCUGUAUAUCAUUUUCAUAAUAUUCUCUCUUAAGGCAUUACAUGCCGUAAACUUCAUACCUGUGGUCCAUAACUGUUCCCAGUCAGCGAACAUAAUAUUAUGUCCAACAUCUUGUGCCCAUUUAAUCAUAGCUGAUUUCACCGUUUCAUCCUGAGUAUUCCAUUUCAACAGCAAGUUAUACAUUCUUGACAAAUUUUUAGUUUUGGGUUCUAACAAUUCUGUUUCUAAUUUUGACGAGGCAUUACACUUACUUCUGUAAAACAAGAAAAUCCUUAAUAAAAUAUUUUUAAAAAAAAUAUAGAGCCAGAUCUGUUUAUCUUAUGUGGGCAGCAGAAGGGCAUUAUCAAGAGGUCAUAGCAAUGAUAGCCAAUGUGGUACCCUCCAGAUAUUGCUAGCCUACAAGUCCCAUCACCCCAACCAUUGACCAUGCUGUCUGGGGCUGAUAGGAGGUGGAUUCCAACAUUAUCUAGAAGGCACCUUAUUUCUGGACUGUGGGUAUAUGUUGCACUGGAAGUUGAGCAGUUGAAUAAACAUCCAACAGUAUGGUUGAUAAUAUUAGGUUUGGUAAUAGUGUUGCUUGAGUGCACUUGGCACCUGUGUUUGUCGUAAGGCAUAGUCCCAUUUUUUCUUUCUUUUUGGCGGAUAGGUAUUUAAGAUUGGGGUGAUGUCUUCUAAUGAUGACAUAACUACCACACAAGGAAUACAGUUGCCCAUUAUGUCCUAUAGUUCAUUGACAAAACAUGUUGGAGAGGGUCUCACUUGUAGUUGUAGGUGCAACAGUUGAUGUUCUGUCGCUUUCUUUAGUGGGCCUUUUUUCUCAUGGGUCCAGAUGAUAAUGGUGCCGUUGUUUCUCAGGGAGAGGUGAGGCAUUUGGGCACAAGAGAUAGCAUUGCUCAAAGUGGGCCAUGAAUGUGUUGGCAUAAUAUGGAAUUAUGUGUGUACUCACAGCAUUGCCACUGACCUGAAGGGCCAGGAAGUCUAAAAAUCUAAAAUAAUUGUGGGUGAGCACAAAGUAGCAAACCCUGGUGACUGGAUGUGCUUGGCACCCUGUUGUCUUGGCACUGGCAAGUUGUCUGGCUGUGUCUCAUUCUUGGGCUCCAUAUUACGUUAUUUGGGGAGUGUUAUUUCCUUCUAGGGCUGAGCAAUAUCUGGUUUUCAACAUUGCAAUAUAUCACCAGCUAAACAUCACGAUAUACCGAAAUAUCAUGAUGCCUGACAUAAGGAUGAAACUAUGUAGAGGCGAAUGGAGUGAUAUCUUGGCAACUGCUACUACUUAGGAGUACUUAAGUACAUUUUUACUUCCCUUUAACAUAUUGUUAGGGAUGCGGGUGGCGCUGUGGGUAAAACCUCAACGCCUAGGACUUGCCGAUCAUCAGGUUGGCGGUUCGAAUCCCCGCAGCGGGGUGCGCUCCCAUUGCUCGGUCCCAGCACCUGCCAACCCAGCAGUUCGAAAGCACCCCCGGGUGCAAGUAGAUAAAUAGGGACUGCUUACUAGCGGGAAGGUAAACGGCAUUUCCGUGUGCUGCGCUGGCUCACCAGAUGCAGCUUGUCACGCUGGCCACGUGACCCGGAAGUGUCUGCGGACAGCGCUGGCCCCCGGCCUCUAGAGUGAGAUGGGCGCACAACCCUAGAGUCAGACAUGACUGGCCCAUACGGGCAGGGGUACCUUUACCUUUUUAACAUAUUGUUACAACGGGGUGGCAGGAAUCAUGAGAAAAGCGAUGACCAGCUUCACAGUUUUUCGUGAUUUGUGAUAUAUUGCCAGAUCAGAUACUAUGAAACGGUUAUCACGAUGUUGACUACAAACCAGUUUUGGACAAUAUAUCUCCAUAUUGCCCAGCCCUAUUGCUUCUUGAGUUAAUUACAGCCCAUGACAAAUCCACCAGUGAACAUCCUGGCAAUCAUGGAUGCAGAAUGUGCCCAAGUGGUAUAGAAGUGUACAAGCCUUCAGGAAUAUUUCCCCUCUUGGCAACACAGCAGGUCUGGCCACAAACUUCAGUACUGUGCAUUUUACAUAGGAAUGUCAGAGGUGUACAAUAUGCCUUGUGGUUUACAGUGCUUUUUCCUCUGUACAUAGGGUGCAAUGCAAGGAAGAACUUAUGUGUCUGACAGGCUUAAGCUGUGAAAGCUUAAGCCAUGCCUAGUGAUUUGCCUGUCUCUUAGGUGCCAUAGGACAUAUUACCAUUUCUGUUGGAUCAAUGAUUGAUAUGGAGCUUCAGAAUUUGUUUAAGUUUUAGUGGAAAUGCAAAGAGCCAAGGAAAUCUUGGACUUGAUAUCAGGUUGUUGUUUUUCUUUUUAAAAAAAUAAAAAAUACCUUGGAGCUUUGUGAUGUACCACAGGGUGGCGCCAAAGGCAGGCCAGUGUUUUCAUCUUUCCUUUUUAUGGUACUGGCUGGAUAAUGUGAUUGAACGGAGGUCUAGGAAUUUCAUGAUUGUCACGUGCUAAAAUGGCGCAAUUCAAGAAAACAAAGCUUGGUUCAAGGCGAGCAUCUUGGAAGAUUAGAAGGGAACUGGAGAGAGGAAAAAGAAAAUUCUCAAAUGUGUUAUGUGUAUAAGACCUAGACAGGAGUUGCGCUAUCCUUCUCCCAUGCUAUUUGUCUACCAGGGUUAACAUUUUGAUAACUUGCAUCCAGCAGUAAUAACCCCCCUGUUCACCACUGAGGAGAUCGAGCUGAGGUGCUUUGUCCACAUGGGGCUGCUGUUUGGGGCUAGCUUUGCUGGCUAAACCAAAAACUGGAGUCACCAGCUCCCCUCCUGUCAAGCCCCUUUCCAUUGUCUUUCCUGACAAUGUAUACACAUUGUCACAUGCUGUUGGGUGCUUUUGCACAGCAGCACCUUUCCCGAGGAGUGGGCGCUGUUACCCAAUGCCCUGGGGCGGCAUUGGAGUGGGGAGAAUAAAAAAUGAAAAAACUGAAUUUCAGCUAUUAUUGGAGGGGAAAGGAAAGCAUCUGACUGUCUGAAAUAUAUUGCUAAAGAAACUCUGAAUAGAAACCCAAGUGGAUGGCUAAAUAGGAUAGAGAUAUGCAGAGGAAGUGUGGAUUUUGUUUAGUUUUAUAGAAAAGGGCCAGCUUUUACCUUUACUACUAUAACUAAAUAAAGAAAAUUGCAAUGCAAUAGCACUGGAGUUCACGAAGGAAUUAAAGGGGAAUCAAUACAGGUGACAGGAAAUGUUGGUUUUGUGAGGAAUAGAUUUACCUGACAUCUUGUGGAAAUGUUGGAUAACCUAGAAAUAAUAGGUUGAUGGUAGCUGUCUAUUUGGGCGAGCUCAGACUGUCUUCUGAGAGAAUAAAGUAAUGCCUUCCAGACCCUCCAGAUAUCCAUGACUGGAUGUUGUAUGCAUGGAAUCCACAUGUAUAGGCCCCCGUUGGAUUGUAAGUGGGAUAUUAUACAUGGGACUGGCAGGAGAAGGUACAGGAGUCACUGCUGCAGGGAGGGAGGCACGUUUUGCCCAUUUCAUUGUGGAUACCUUUCUCUGUAUGCAGUGCUUUCCCCAAGGAAGCCUGAUAUUCUUGUGCUUCUGUUUUUCCUGCAGGAACCUGUCUGCCAUCCAGGACCGAGAGAUCUGUUGCUAUUCAAUCUCUUGCAAAGAAAAGGACAACAUUGGUGAGUGUAGAAGGGAAGGUGGAGGUUGCAGGGUCAGAGUGCCUGACAAUUUUAAGGGGAACGGUUGGGGCUUGAAUGCACAGUGACACCUAGACUGCCCAUGGGGAGAUCUCUCCUUAUGCUCUUCUGUGUUGUGAGCACUGUGGGACUGAUUCUGUGAUGACAUUGAAUGCCCCUGGGGUCUGGCCCCCUCCAUACAUAAUUAGGGGGGCAAGAAAGGUUUGUGUAGGCCCAGGCAUGGAGAAGCUGUGGCCCUCUGUCUAUUGGUGAAUUGCAGCUGCCCAUUGGCCAUGCUGGCUCAGGCUGGUUGGGAUUGGAGUCCAGUAACACCUGGAGGACCACAGGUUCCCCACCCCUGUUGAAAGCCAUGGUUGAGAAAAAGUUCACUCACAUGCAAAGGUCAUUCCCUUCAGGACAGCAUGUUGGGCUGCUGGCAGUAGGGUUACAGAAGUGUAUCAUGAGCUUGGCUCGUACAGGCCCCUGUGUGUUUCCCUUACUUCUAGCUAAGCAGCUCACUACAACUUCUAUUUUUCGUGAUGGUCAUUAACCGUAUCUUGUGUUUGACAGACAUCACCCUACAGUGGCUUAUUCAGCACUCAAAAUCCCGGCGAAGCUGAGAGCCCUUUGGCCAGGUCUUGGAUCGGGAAGAUGCCAUUGUAAAAGCCCAAACGCACCUCCUCCUUUCUCUUCCCCCAUCUCCUGCUCUUUCCAACCCUCUCGCCCACCUCCCUCUCCCUAGAUGGGUAUUUUUAGGGGACCCCAGAUUCCUCUUCUGCUGAGAUUGAACUCCUGUUUUUAUUGUAAAGAAACUGUCUGCCUCCUCCCCCUCCCCCUUGCUCCUUACUCUGGUUUUGGCACUGUUCUGUUGUCGUCGGUGUGUGUACAGUAUAUAUAUAUAUAUGUAUAUAUAUUUUAAUUUUUUAAUUUAAGCAAUUUUGCUGUUAUUAAAUGGGGCCUGUGAGCUGUCGCAGGGGGUGGUGCGGGUGGGGCAGCAGCAAAUGGAUGGGGUAGGGAAAGUACCAAACGCAGUAUUGGGAAUGUUACGAGCAGUCGGGGGCAGUAGGAAUCUUGCUGGAGGGGACCCUGGCUUUGGGCAGUAUCUUCCCCCUAGAGACCUCCUUCUUUUCCACCUCAAGCCCCUCCCUUCUCCUUCUGCAACAGGAUCCAGAGGUCUCUCCCCUCUCUGCUGCCCCAAGCUGCUCAGCACUAUGGUUAGGGGAUGAGCCUCUGGGAAAGGUUCAUAGAGCAGUAUUGUUCAUGGUCUGAGAUUAUAGAGGAGAGUUGGUGCCAUCUCUUCCUCCUGCCCAGUGUCCACUGAGCCCUGGGGAGCAAAUGCUUCCCAGUGGCCAAAUGUUGAAUCCUGUACAUGAGCUUUGGCUCCUACUCAGCUUGCUCCCCAAACCUCCCCAGUAUCAUCUCCCUCUGUGCCCUGCCUGAUGAACUUGCAUGCCUGGUGGAUGCUGGGCACUCACGCUUUGCAGCCUUUGUGCUCACCUUCCUUCUCGGUCUGGUGUCUUUCUCUCAGUCAGCACCUGAACAGAAGUAGGCAGUGGAUGAUGCACAUCCCUUGACUGUGUGAAGGCAGUAUAAGGGCCCAGGCUUCUGUGCGCUGCCAGAGCAAGAUAACAGAUCUGGAGUGGUCUGGGUUUCUCAUGACCCUGUUCCUGGGCCUCCCACUCAUGCCAAACGCUUGCGGCCUGUUCAGCUCGUGAGGGACAGUGGGAGGAGACAUCUAUGCAAGAGUUCCCUUCAAAGCCCUUUGGACAAGGCAUAAGGCGCUUCCCUCAAAUCCUAUAUCCCACUGCUGCAAAUUUCAGAGUGGAGGACAUAGCGGGUAGGAAUUGUGCUCUGCCCAGUUUGGAGGUGUUUCUGCAGGCCGCAGCCUAGUCCUUAGGAGCAAGGGCUGUCCCUCAGUUUCCUAAGCUUGAGCGUGUCCCCCUCCUUGAGCCCAGGGCUUGAGCGUACACACUUGCCUGUCCCUCAAGUUAGGGUGUGAGGCUUUGGUCUUGGGUUAAACCAGUGGAGUAGGAGGAGGGCGUUCUUGUUCUCUCAAGCGCACACGAGGCUGUGUGGGAGACGCUUUGCUUCACACCCUACUGGGCAAUAGGGUGCUUGAGUUUAUAGGUAAAGGGCUGUGGUAGCAAGGAGGAGCUAUUCCUGGUCAGGGGUAUUAAUCCAGCCUAGCAGAGUUGGCAAUUGUCCUGUGUUGGUGUUUGCUCACCCUGGAAUCUACAGCAGCCUCAACAGGGUCCAGGAAGGGGGUCAUGGGAAGGAUCAUGAAAAGGCUUUGUAUGCUAGCCCCCUUGUCUCCCUGUGAAGGGCAGCAGGCUGCAUGUGGCCGUGUCUUCCCCGUCCCACUUAAGCUUUGGACAGGUGUGAGACUGCAGGGCCCUUCCUGCCCUUGCCUGGCCCUAUCCUGCACGGAGCUGCUCCCUUCAGGGCGGGAGGGGGGCUUUCUAACUGCAUCUUUCCCCCUCCUCUUUUCUCAUUUUCACAGAAUUGCACAAGGAGAUAUUUUACUUUUUUUUAAUUUAAUGAAUUGUAAAGUGUCAUUAUUCCUUUUUUAAAAUAUAUUUUUGGCUCAUUUUUUGACCUUCUCUGUUGGGAAAUGAAUCUUGUAACAGUACAUUUUUUGCCUCCUAAAUAACAAUAAAUUAACAAUUUUGUGUUGG